GAUACUCCAGUCCGUCGCGGGGUCGCGAGGGGAUUGGUUCUCGUUCGGAAUCGAGCGCCUGAAUCAAAAUCGGUGACGUACACCUGUUUCGAAUAAAUAAUAAUACCUACGUACGGAGCGCACAUGCAUGUCAAUAAGGACGAAAUAUAUUGAGAAAGAACGCUAACCGUCAGCAACGGUGGAAAUUAAAAUAUAUAUUUUAUUUUUGCUUUGUUGGUUUUUCCUUUCCCUUCCUCCCCUUCCCGACACCGCCGAAUUUUAAUGAGUAAUUUUUAAGUUUUGAGAGAGAAAAUUUUUCGAACAAAAAAUUCACUCGGAAUUUUUGUCUUCUCUCGAUCACCACCGUCAGACACCGACACGCAGUGUUGUGCCUUUGAUCGUCACUUUUGACCUCCUCGUUCACUCCAGAUUCGUCGAAUUAUCAUCGGAGGUUCGAGAGAUAUUAGAUGAAAAAUUGAAAACUAAUAUCGUGGCAAAAAUGACUUCCGACGUGUCCGAGUAUUCACGGCGUUAUUGGUCGUUCAUUAGCGACGAAAGACAAUCGAAUAUCCAAGCGAUUGAUUGAUUGAUCGAUCGAUGAUUGAUUGAUGAAUGCAUCGAACCACCGAUAAAGUAUUAUCGCUGUUCAAAUUAUAGUAACAUUCGGUGCGGUUGUGUCACAGUGUGAUUCAUCGAGUGUCUUCCAAAUAUAAGUAAAAAAAAAAAAAUAAUAAUAACAACAAAAAUUUAUAAUCAUCGAGUGUCUAGCGAGUGUCUCACAGUCGAUGCACCAAGCAAGAAGUCCGAGCAAUUACCAGAACUCAUUAAUUUCUACGAGCUGACUUAUCCAUCAUCGGGAUUUAUCCUCGUUGAAGGUCGGUGCGCGGGAGAUGAAGGGCGGCGAAUUGAGGUGAGCGUCGGGUGGUGGUCGUUGCUGCAGAGAUGAGGGGAUUUCCCCUCAGGAUAUCCUCGGGGAGGGCGUCACCUGCCGCGAUCCUCCUGUUCCUGGCCCUCCUGGCGAGCCUCGGUUGUUUGGCUCGCGGCGUAGACCUUUCGCAAUGCAUCGCCCCACUGGGUAUGGAAUCCGGGGCGAUAAAAGACGCGGAUAUCGUCGCAAGCUCAAGUUUCGACAGCGCUAAUGUUGGACCGCAUCAAGCCAGGAUACGCACCGAGAAUCACGGCGGCGCCUGGUGUCCCAAGGAACAAAUAACAACGGAACCGAAAGAGUGGUUGGAAAUCGAUUUGCAUACCGUUCACAUGAUCACCGCAACCGGAACGCAAGGACGAUUCGGCAAUGGAGCCGGUGUUGAAUUCGCGGAAGCGUAUCUACUCGAAUAUUGGCGUCCUAAAUUGGGAAAGUGGAUUCGAUACAGAGACGUCAAGGGCGAAGAGGUCAUCAUAGGCAACACCAACACGUACCUGGAGUCCAAGUACGAACUUUCGCCCCCUUUGCUAGCGAGCAAGGUCAGAUUUUUGCCCUACAGUUAUCACAGGAGAACGGUGUGCAUGAGGGUCGAACUCUACGGAUGCUAUUGGUCGGACGGCGUGGUAUCGUAUUCGAUGCCUCAGGGCGACAAGCGGGGUAAUGGAUGGGAGUUUUUCGACGCUACGUACGACGGUCAUUGGGACGGAGACCUCAGACGGGGUCUGGGACAGUUGACGGACGGUCGUACGGGUCCCGACAACUUUAAGAUGGGAUUCUACGACUUCGACAGAAGCCAGGGUUGGGUCGGAUGGCGGAACGACACCAGAUCCGGGCACCCUCUCGAAAUAAAGUUCGAGUUUGACCAGGUGCGGGAAUUCUCCGCCGUUCAUAUAUACAGCAACAACCAGUUCACCCGAGACGUACAGGUCUUCUCACAGGUCGACAUCCUCUUCAGCGUUGGUGGUAAAUAUUACACCGGUGAGCCGAUAACUUACACGUACAUGGAGGACAAGAUAUUCGAAACAUCGAGGAAUAUAACCAUAAAACUUCAUCAUAGAGUUGGGAAAUUCGUUAAACUCAGACUACACUUUUCCGCAAGGUGGAUCAUGCUCAGCGAGAUCACCUUUGAUUCUGAUGUCGCCCACGGAAAUUUCACCGCCGAAGAUCCUCCGUCCACCGAAUCACCGGCGCUUGGCGACGUUUUCAUCGAAAAAAAUGGGGCCACCGCGGAAGGAGGUGAACUUCCGGUUUCAACGGCUAAACACGACGACCCGACUUACAUGGCAGUUGUCAUAGGAGUCCUCACGGCCGUCAUUCUACUCCUGGCAGUGGCGAUAUUCCUGAUAGUUUCACGUCACAGGCAACGGAAAUGUUUCGCCAGUCCGAUGACCGGAAAAGCACCGUCACAUUUGGGAUCGACCUGCGCAACGGUGGAAAAAGGGGCCGCCCUCAUGGCCUACACUCUGGAGGACGACGAGAGGUACGCCGGAGGCUCGUUACCAACGCUGCCCCGUGACCUGGGCAACAGACUUUUGGAUAUCGUGAAACUCGACGAUUACCAGGAACCGUAUCAAGCGCUGAAAUACGCUCCGUACUACAGCUACAGUACCGUUGUGAUGGAGAUGAAAGACAUGAUGCUCAACAACAAGGGAGCCGGUAGCAUCAAUCAGUCAGUAUACGCUAACGGCGCCGUCGACACAUCCUACGAUUACGCUGUUCCUGAACUCGGUAACGUACCCUUGUUGAAUUCGGACGGGGUGCCGAGGGUCCUUUCGAGCGGUGCCAGCGACCAGGAGAGCCUAUUCUCCAAAGGAUCGUCGAGAGCUAGUAAAACCGAAGACAAAAAAUCACCGACGCAACAGGAGGUUCUCUCAGCCCUAAAGCGCCGCUUGGAGCAGACCAGCGUGCCCCUCUUCCCACGGCACAGACUACGCAUGCUUUCAAAACUCGCCGAAGGCGCCUUCGGAACGGUGUACGUGGCUGAGGCUGAGGGCAUACCGGAAUACGGAACUACGGCAACCCUUGGGAAGAGACUCGUCGCAGUAAAGUUCCUCCUACCGGAUGCAAACGAAAAAGAAAAAUUAGACUUUCAACGUGACGUCAGAAUCUUAGCCGCUCUGGAGGAUCGCAACAUUGCGAGAGUAUUGGGGGCUUGCUGUAGAGAAGAACCCUUCUGCGUGGUAAUGGAAUACCUGGAUCACGGUGAUCUCUGUCAAUUUCUCAAGACCCACAUUACCGCUGAGGACGCUCAUUCCAUGCCCAUUGGUGUCAAGACACUCAGUUUCAACUGUCUAAUUUACAUGGCGGCACAGAUAGCGUCCGGAAUGCGUUACUUGGAGAACCUGAACUUCGUUCAUCGUGAUCUUGCGACAAGGAAUUGUCUGGUCGGCAAGGCUUACCACAUAAAAAUUUCCGAUUUCGGAACGGACAACGAGUUAUAUUCGUCGGACUAUUACAAGGUAGACGGGAAUAUGCCACUUCCUGUUCGUUGGAUGGCUUGGGAAUCGAUAUUUCAGGGUAAAUAUACGACUAAAAGUGAUGUAUGGGCGUUCGCGGUUACAUUAUGGGAAAUUUUAAACCUCGGUAGACGCGUACCUUACGAACAUUUGUCGGAUAAAGAAGUAGUAGCGAGUUUAGGACGACUUCAGCGCAACACUUCUGGAUCGGAUUUAAUCGAACGAGAAGAUUUGAACGACGAAGAAGUUUCGGCAGAAUUUGUUUAUCUGCAACGACCGACAGCCUCGUCGAAGGAUAUCUACGACCUGAUGCUAGAGUGCUGGAGGAGGGAUGAAAAUGAAAGACCAACUUUUCGUGAAAUUUCGUUAUUCCUUCAACGUAAAAAUCUUGGAUACGCACCAACGUCUUGAUACUAAUCAUCCGAUGUUAUUACACAUAUAUAUUUAUACAUACCUACCUAUAUACUGUACACUGUAUAACUAUAAUUUCAUAGUUGGAUAGACUACAUUUACCACUAUGGUUGUGGUGACGGUAGUAAUGGUGCUGCAGGUGCAGGUUAUAAUAUUACGAAGGGAUCGUCGAAAGGUCGUCGGUUCAAAUUCGAUCGUAUAACGUGAGUUCGUUCGGGUUAUAAGAGAUUCCUAGUGUAUAUCCAUCGCCGGUAUAUAUACUACAAGGUAAAGCAACCUACUCGUAGUUAAGUGGCGGUAAUAACAAUGAUCAAAGUUUAUCAUCCCUUGGAUGAGCGAAUCCUGAGUUAGUUGUUAGCUAUGUGUAAUAUAUACUGUAUAAGUGGUGUAUGUACGUACGUACGUAGUACUACCAACUCCGGUGUCGGUGGAUCGCGCAACAUUCUCUGUAUAGAAAUUAGUCAGCGAAUCGACCUCGUACAUCGGCAUGAUGUCUAAUUGGAACGUUAUAAAAUAAUAACAUCGACUCAAGAUGUACAAUACCUAUAGAGUAUAAGGGCGUACAAGACCUUGUCCGAUUUUGAUCAUUAUCCAAAUCAAACGGAUACUCCUCUAUCAUAUACCCGGUGAAAGCCCCGCGCCAAGCGAAUCAAUAAAGUCGCACGAGUUCGGCAAGAGAAAACGACGAUUAAAGCCUGACUGACGAAAAAUCUGAACGGAUCGGUCGUCGACUCGGCAGCGAUUUUAUUUGAAAAAAAAAAAAAAAAGAAAAAAAAAAAGACCCAUUCAACCAGCAAAGUAAUGCAUGAAAUGUGAACUCAUACAACUGUAAGAAAAAAAAAUCAACUUACUUGUUAUACGCGUAGAAUCAUUUUUUUCAAAAUUAUUGUAACUGAAAUUUCUUAUAGCCUUACCUUAUACCUUGAUUUACCACGAUAUGUAUGUAUACAUAUAUACUUUUAGAUAAGACUGGUUGUUAUAGUCAUGUAUAAUUUAGUGACUGUUGCUAGUUUAGAUUCAACGUAAGUUAAACGUUCGUCUAAAGUCAGCGGUUAUUAUAAUACCUAUACAUAUAAUAAGUUGUAAUAAGUCCCCUUAACUCGUAACUCGUAACUCUGUAAGAUGUGAGUCUUGAGUCGUAACAGACAACCUCUGUAGUAGUUUGAAAUAGCGCGAUACUUUACGACUCCGAUGUUAUGCCUUUCACCCCUUUUAACGACUAAAACACACCCACCCCUAUGGCUGCCAUGAUAAUUCAGGCGUCAAAUUUACUGAAGACGAAAUAUGAUCUUGAGAUACUUUACGAUCGAUCGAUUGACGAACCAACCAACGAACGAACGAAUUAAUGAAUAAAUGAUAGGUACGAGAAUUUUAUAGAAACGAAAAAGAAUAAAAUAAAAUACCCGUUAAAAGAAUAACAACGAAUUAAUUACCGGCGUGCGUCUCCUAUUAUAGAUAAAUAUAAAGAGAAUAAAAAUGAUGAAAUAAAACUACAUACCACGUGAGGUAUGCGUAUUCAUUAGAUUAGAUACAUAAUGAAUAUAAUAUUAUUGCAUUGAUUCGGUAAUUCGAUUAUUGAUUUAAAAAAAACAAAGAACAAUUGCGUAGACACUAUUAACGUAGAGAAAUAUCUCGAGAUAUGAUUGAUAUAUAUAUGCGGCCUAUCCAUUACACUUCGAAUAUUACAUACCUAGACAUAAUUGAUACGUAGUGUAUUAAACAUGAACAACUAAUUAUAAAUAUAUAAAUAAUUUGAAAAGAAAAAAAAAAAAAAUACCUAUAUAAAUCAAAUAAUAGCAUAUAUACAUUAUAUACAUGCAUGUAUAUAUAUAUAUCACAUAUUAUAUAAAUAUAGAUACGCUGCGUACCAUGGCUAUGACACAUCAUAAUUGUAAUUUUAAAUAAAAUAGGCGGGAUCAAUGAAAAUUAAUAUAUUUAUUGUAAAUAUAGAAUAAAAGAGAACAAAAAGGGAAGAAAAGGAAGGAAAUAUGAAACAAAAAAAAAAAAGAAUUCUCAAUUACAUGUUUAAUUAGUGAGUGAGGUGCGUUUGGAUAUUCCUGAGGAUGAAAGCGAAGCAGAUGUAAGCAACAAAAAAUAACUAAUAUGUUUGGAACACAUUUGAUUACGGUACGAUAAAGCUGUUUAAAUAGGUCCCCCGAGUGAAAUGGAGUCUCAAUCUAAAGAACAAAAGUAAAUGAAUGAACAGAAAAUAGCAAAAAUCACUCGAUCGAUUCUGAUUCACCUUCGAUACUAAUGUUGUGUCAUUAAACUCUCAUCAUUAUCGUCAACCUUAUCGUUAUUGCACUGUUGGCAUUACGAUAUUAAAUUUCGCGGUAUGAUUUUCGCUGUCCUUAUUUAUUGCAAUAAUUUUGAUGAUAGUGAUAUUAAUGAUAUCAAUCAUAGUAAUAAUAAUAAUAAUAACACUCACGAUGAUGUGAUUAACCCCUGAUCUCGAGUCAUCGUUGUUUUUGUCAUACACUGUAGAGAAAAUUUCGCUAUCAUAUAUAAAACUGGUAUAGUCAGUUACACCGAAGAUACGAAUAAACCUGAAAUGAAAAUAAACCGAGGAGUAAAAAAAUAAGGAAAAGGUAUUGGUGGGAAUUGAAAAGUUGAGUGUGAUUUGACGAGUUUCCAAUAAUCGUUUUGCACCGGGAUAUAUUGCGAUUCAUGUGUAUAAUUCUAGUUGAAAUAUGUAUAUGCGAAUCAUAUCACAUGUAUGGAAUUAUAAUAAAUUGACUAUAAUUUAGAGGGGAGAAAAAAAAACAAGUAUUGACAUAUCGUAGAAUUGAUUUUAUAUAAAUUUAAAAACGUGAAUAGAAAAACGGAAAAACGAAAAAAAAAAACCAUCAGCAGUAGGAGGAAUGCAAUAUGUGCGCGGAAUUCUAUACAAAGCUAUGUAUCGUUUAUUGAACGCUGAAUAUCGAAUUGCACUUACAAAUAAUUAGAUACUUUACAUAGACGUGGUAUCGGCUUUUACAAAUGCUAUCCGCGUAUAAUCAGUUUCCGAAUCGAGUUUUCAAAUUGUAUUCAAUAUCCACAAUGUGUAAUUUUGUUACUCCAAUUGUAUCGAUAGUUCUGUAUAAAAAUCAGUCGUGUGCAAAGUCCAACGUUAAUAAUAGUGAUGUUGAAUAAAUGAGUCUUAACACUAGAUGUAAUUUAUAAAAAAAAAAAAACGAAAAAAAAAACAAUCGACAAUCUCAAAGAUUGAAAAUGAGGAAAAAAAAGAAAAAGAAAAUAUUGGUACCGAUUUGAAAGAAGUUAUACAUCGCGAUAUUCUUAUAAACAAUUAAUACACUUGUAGUAUAACACCGAAUCGGUUAAGACAACGAAAGAAAUUAGGGGAGAAGAUUUAAAACUCGUCUGUUAUCAUUUUUUUUUUUCUAUCUUCGUAAUUCCCAAUGUCGAAAAAAGUCAUUAAUGUUGAAGUGAAAUACCUGCGCGAUAUUUUCAAUAUAAUAGCAUAGAUGAUAAUAGAUGGAAUGAAUUGACAGAAAUUGUUCAGGUGUUUCGGACGUUUUAGUAUCACCUGAAGAAAUUAAAAAGGUAGCUGAAUAGAAAGAAAAAAAUUGAGAAAGAAUUGAGGUCAACGUGAAAUACAUAUAACUAUGUAUAACGAUGUAAUUUAAGAAUAAAUUUAAGUCGUUGCAAAUUACGAGUAGAUAUUGUUGGGUCGAUUUAGACAAAUGUGUACUUCUAAGCAUAGGGUAGAAAUCGACGUCAAGUUAUUAUAUACAUAAAUAUAUAGUUAGCAUAUAAGUAUAACGCUGCCUUUGGCUGUAUUGCUGCCCCUCUUUACUGCUAGCAAGUACCUAUCUGUGCCAUCCUCACUCUCAACCUCGUCCUCAAUUCAACCUUGACAUACAACUCGACCUUCGACCUCCAAAUGCCAGCCCCUAUUCCUCCAGUUCUGUCUCUCUAGUAUCUCCCAUGUCGUUUACGAGUCGUAUACAUUUGAAUGAUUCAAUAUUAUUUUUUUAUAUUCAGUUUGAAUAUCUUCGAUGUUAAUGUGAACAUCCUAUACUGCCACUUUUUGAUCUCAUCCAACUGAAUUGACCUUCAAUCGCCAAACGUCGAAAUUAUUUCUACAUGAAUGGGAAAUUAUUAGAAAGCCAAGUUAUACCUAUACACACUCCACGUGCACGACGAUAGCACAGCUCGUGACGUCGAACGGUGAGCUCUCCUAGCUCUAUUUUAUUUUUUAUAUUCUUUCUUAAUUUUCUAUUGAACCUCCGUUGUUAUAAAUACUAUUAUCACAAUUUGACCGUAAGUGUGAAUUAUAAUUAUUGAUUGACAAUCAUAAGCAUGAGCUUUGAGACUGAGUAAUUUAUUAUCAUUUGAACUUUUUUUCAACUUAUUUGAUGCUUCGUAGUACCAAAAAUAUAAUGACAAAGAAAUUCAACUUCAUCGUCGAGUUAAUGAUGGACAAUCUGAUAUCGCUGAAAUGAUCAGGUCAUAGAUAAAAAAAGCCAUGAAUCCUCCAUUUCUUGGUUUAAUUUUUCGUCAUACAUCCAUUUUACUUUUCACAUUAUUAAUCAACAAAGGAGUUAACGACAAUGGAAUUGAAAAAUGUUACUAAUUUUUAAAAGACUUUGAAGAGCUCACCAGGCUACCUUCUACGCUAUAUGAUUACCUAUAAUAUUAUCUUUAUAAUCAUAAAAUUAUUUUAUACUAAUAAAUACUGUUUAUAAUUUUGUAUCUCAACUCUGUAAAUAUCAAUUACAUUAUAUACAUAUAAUAUAUACAUAUACAUAGAUAGAAAUAGACCACACACGCUAUCUAGGAACCAUUACAAUCAUUAUCAUUAUCGUGAUUACUAUGGAUAUUGUUUCUAUCAAUGCGAGGAUUUUUCAAAUAUAGUUUUACUUACGGUAAUAUUAAUUAUUGUUAAUCGAUAAGGUGGUAACGAGAUAUAAUUCUAUCUAUAGUACUAUGAAAUGGUAAUUAUAUAAAAAUGUACAACGACUUAGGAACUACCGGUGUGUUAUUGAAUAUUAGUUUUCGGAUCAUCAUCAUUACCAUUAUUGGUAUUAUUUUCAGCAUUAAGAUUAUCACAUACAUUACAUUACUAAAAAAGUAAGAAACACUGAGGAAAUAAAUUUUUUUCAAUAAUAUGGUACACGAUAACGGAAACUAUAUAGUAAUGAAAACGAAGAAUGAAACAAAUAAUCCACAAAAAAAUAUAUAGCGCAUACGUGUUAUUUGGUAGAUGUAUAUAUGAAACCAGAUUAUGUAGUUUGUAUAUCCAGCAACAGUAAUUUAACUUAUUAGAUAAAUUAAGUUAUGAUGAAAAUGAUAUAAAUAUAUAUAUGUAUAUGAAUAUGAAUAUGAAUAUUAUCAUAAUCGUAAAUGAAGAAUAAUUCCCAUCGAUAUGCGAAGAGACAUAUCGAUUAGUGAAACGUACCUCUGUAUCAAUUUAUUGCAAUACAUACUUAUAAAUAAAACGCCGAAGUUGCUUGCAUAAUUAACGUCGUUUAGAUAAGGGAUUCCGAGAUUUUAUUUGAAAAUUUAUUUUAGAAACAACGAAAUUAUAUUUUAUUUUUACGGCGUUGAAAUGGAAGGAAGUCUUUUUCGCCGGUGAUGGAUUUGAAUGUUAUCCGUAUACUGAUUGCGAUAGAGAGAAAGUUACAUUCCCUUUUAUUGGAGAUAUGAAGAGAAGGAGGGAAUAAACCAAAUGAAAAUGGAUAAAAGCACAUAGAGAAUAUUCAUAUCACUAUGCGACGAAUUGUACCGCAAUGCCAGGUUUGAAAACUAAUGAAAUAAUAUCGUGUGAAACUUUUACCUUAACUAUUAUGCUGAAUAUUUCGAUAAUUGAUGAUACUAUGAUAUUAUGUACUGAAUUGUAAUUGCAAUAACUAAAGAAAAGUAAUAAAAAGGAAAAGUUCGAAUUUUGUGAAGAAAA
Molecule: messenger RNA, 9670 nt
Organism: Athalia rosae (coleseed sawfly)
Lineage: Eukaryota; Metazoa; Arthropoda; Insecta; Hymenoptera; Athaliidae
Product: discoidin domain-containing receptor 2-like
Exons: 16
Coding region: 922-3771 (949 amino acids)
Biological process (GO): positive regulation of kinase activity; protein phosphorylation; cell surface receptor protein tyrosine kinase signaling pathway
Cellular component (GO): signaling receptor complex
Molecular function (GO): collagen binding; protein tyrosine kinase collagen receptor activity; ATP binding
Source: RefSeq, a predicted model, not a curated record